AUGUCUUCUGGCUGGGCUGGUGAUGCCAUUCUGCGUGAUAUCCGUCGAUUUGUUGGUAUCUCUGAGGUUAGUCAUAAUCCCCAGAAUUAUCAGCAGAUUCUGGGUUCAAUCUCAAUCAUCAAUUUGUCUGAUGUCCAUUGCUUGUUCGGCUUUGGAGUACUCGCGUCCAUGGGUCACCUUCACCCCAUCUACUAUUACAAAUACUGCAAUGCACAGCGAGAUCUUAUCAGUGCCAGACUGACCUUCUUCGGCCAUACAGUCGUGGUCAAUGGAUCUGCACUGUCACCGUAUGAGAUCAAAGUCGAGCUAUGCAAGAAAGCAUUAGAGAAAAUGCGCCGAUACACUCCGCGGUACUUGAUUGCUCCCCUCCCAUCGGAGGAGGGAACUGAUCAUCUUUGGUGUUGGACUAUGCUCCUGCAAGAGUUUUGUGUCGCGGAGAGUAACAAACCCCCAAUCUACAGCCCCAGUCUAGCAAGUGGCACGAACUGGAACUGUGACGUGUCUGUCAUGGGUAAACUGUUUCGCAUAACCAUCCCCUGCGCAAGCAGAGAGGAAGCCCAGAACACCGCGUCUCAUUAUGCUCUGUUUCGGCUCAUAACAGUCCAGGGUACCUUCCAUAUCUUGCCACCCGAUCCUCCGGGAUUUGAGCAGAUACUCGAAGAUGUCGAAAUCAAGGUUGAGGCCCACCGUUCUCUGGCUACCACCGAGGAAGCCGAUCAGCGGGAAAUGGAUGAGCUUCUCAAAGCCCAGGAGCUUGAAAUCGAUGCGCUCUGCAACGUGCACAAAGAGAAGAAGUCGCAGAUGGUCAGAAAACAAGCCAAGCGCAAAGCUCUCAUGAUCAAAGCCCACGUUCAGCGUACGGAACUAAAGAACUAUCCAAUUGAAAACAGAACCCGGAAAUCGAUGCACAAUCCCAAUUAUGAGCCAGUGCGUAACCCUCGACUGACCCCCAUCUUAGAGGCCUGUGAGGAUGAUACGACCUCAAAUGCGACAUCAGUGGUCGACGCAGUUCUUCUCGGUCUAGAAACAAUGAGCAAUGGUUGCUCUUUCCCAACCAUGUUGAUGAAGCUCUGUGACAUACUGCAUGUCACAUAUCCAUCAUUCACAUGCAGGCCCGAUAUCCGCCCCGUCCGUCGCAAUUAUCACUUUUUCAUUGUUGAAGUCUCUUUCGACAGAAGCAACCACCACCUCCACCAGGCAAGCCCCAUUGCGUUGUUCAACGAUUACAGAGGUAGCCAAGAGACACACCAGGCCGACGCCAUAACAAAGACAAUUCUUCACCUCCUGUUGAUGGUCCAGGAGGACGCAGCAGAAGAGCCUCACAACCCAAACAUCCACAAGCUUCACAGCCUUGUAGGGGAGUUGAUUGAGUGCACCCGUCGUCUGAUCGUGUGGGAUGUUGAAGAAAACAACUAA
This is a messenger RNA of Penicillium taxi, 1416 nucleotides long. RefSeq lists its product as uncharacterized. The record is from RefSeq and is a predicted model, not a curated record. Bases 1 to 1416 code for a protein of 471 amino acids. Lineage: Eukaryota; Fungi; Ascomycota; Eurotiomycetes; Eurotiales; Aspergillaceae. The transcript has 7 exons.